CCACAUAUACAAAUCAACCGCCAAAACAACCUUGUCAAGCAAAAAAAAACACAUACACAAAACACAUAUUGAAUUUAUAAGAAUGGCCAAGAAAUCAGGCAAUGCUCUCUUCGGACUAUUCAAGUUGAAGAAAAAGAAGGAACGACAGGAUGAAGGAGAUUCCGAGAGGGACGAGGCGGUUGUAAAGAAGGAGAAGGUGUACAGAAUAUAUAGGAGCGACGAAGACCGUCUCAAUUGGGUGGCUGACCCUCAUAUUGAUGCCAAAGCCACCGCUUUCAUAAACGCCAAGAGACUGCAGUUUCGGUGCAGCAGCGACACCAACGGUAGCGAGGACGCCGCCGCCUCCAAAGAACAUUAAUUAUGUCGUGUACGUUUUGUUGUGUACAUUAUCAUAUGUAGCAUACAACUUUGUUUUUGUAGCAGCGCAGCUUUGUGUAUGAAUUAGCCGCCGCUUUUUUUAGUUUAAAAUCCUGGCCACGCUGAAUUGCUAGUAGUUUUUUAAUCUACUAGCUAGAUAUGUCUCUCGGCCAGCUAGUAUAUGUAAUUAUUAUUCCUCUUUUAUAUUGUUUGGACCAAUUGUAUUGAAUAUCCGAGCAAGAUC
Cuscuta europaea is the source of this 601-nucleotide messenger RNA. Lineage: Eukaryota; Viridiplantae; Streptophyta; Magnoliopsida; Solanales; Convolvulaceae. The record is from the annotation of a GenBank genome assembly.